AAUAUUAGAUGUAAGAGGUUCACAACAGUUGAGUCGUCAUUGCAAAUGAGGAAUAUCCUGCUAUCAAUUGAAGGGGACGGAGAGUGCUGGGGACACACCAGUUCCAAUCUGCACGUCGAGUCGAACUGAACACGUAAAAAAAAAACAAAUCUAGGCGAAGACAGCAAUGUUCGGCCGCAUCCUCAUCAUAGUGUGCCUGAGUCUCCGCUUCGCGAACUCUCUGCCACCGGAUAAGGCCCCAAUCCACAUAAUCAAGGCAAGAAGUAUAGACCUGAACAAUGCUCACGGCCUAGCCAUGGAGACUCGUCUCGACAAGGUGGUAGAGCCGGUCGGGUACCGCCUGGACCUCGAGCCGUACCUCGAAGACGGGCUCUUUAAAGGGCACGUGGCUAUCAAUGUGACCUGGCUGAAAGAUGGAAACGAGAUCAACGUGCACUGCGCACACGAAAUUGAAAUCUUAGAGUCAGAAGUUAGAGCUCAUUUUCCUGAUGACACUAAGGAGUCCAGAAGAAUAACAAUCAACAAACUGCUAAUGGAUCCCAAAAAGCCAAUAGCUACCCUUUACCUGGAGAGGACAGUUCCUAAGGGUUCCACUGGAGUUAUAAAGUUCAGCUUCAAAGGUAAUCUGGAAACAUCGUCCACUGAAGCCUUCUUCAAAACCACCUAUAUGACAGACCAGGAAGUGGAAAGAAUCGUAGCCGCUACUCAAUUGCGACCAAACAAUGCUCGUCGUAUGUUCCCGUGCUUUGAUGAGCCGGGGUACAAGACACCGUUUGAGCUGAGUGUUGUGAGGCCAAGGAACAUGGUCGCUCUGAGCAACGUACCCGUCGCUAGGACCGAGAACAUACCUGAUGAGCCUGAUGCGGUUUGUGACCACUUCGAGAAGACUCCACCAAUGUCCACGUUCACUCUUGGGCUGGUCAUAGCUGAUCUGAAGCAGCUGGGCAACUCCACCCACAUCAAGGAUGAUUCUGGCAAUGAUCUUGAGCUCCGUGUCUGGGGUCGCCCUGAGUACCUCGAGGCUCUGGAAGGAAUAGACGAAAAGGUCGCGCGGGUGUUCAAGGAGUUGGCUGCCAUCUGGAAGGUGCCGCUGCCUUUGCGGAGGUUAGAUAUCGUCGCGUUGCCCAAUUACCAGGGAGUCAAGCCUGCUGACAACUGGGGACUUAUUGUAUUCAGGGAGAGCGAUCUAAGCAGCCGUGGCUACAUCCAGCUAGCUCAGGAGUUGUCAUACCAAUGGCUGGGAGCAUUCACUACCCCAGCAUGGUGGUCUGAUGCGCACCUCAAUAAGGCUCUUGUCGGAUAUAUUGCUGCCGCUACUGCCUUUAAGAUCAACAACGGCUCUGAGAUGGAAGGCAAAUGGCCGCUCACGGUCCUGUACUCCCUGUACUACGAGUUCAGCAAGCGCUACCCUCACUCCCGCAUCACCGGCAUGAAGCAAGAGACGGCCUGCACCAAGAUCGAGCUGGUCUUCCGCAUGUUCAACUACACGCUGGGAGAGGAGACCUUUAGGAAGGGAUUGAGGAAGUUCCUGGAUUCGCGUAAAUUCAAAACAUUCUCUGGCGAUGAUAUCUGGGACGCUCUGAACACAGCGGCAGUAGAAGACGGUAAGAUACCAAAAGAUGUGGAGAUCAAGACUGUUGCGAAGAGCUGGAUCGAGAAGGACAGACUGCCACUCGUUAAUGUAGUGAGGCAGUAUGAUAGCAACACAGCUGUUGUUAGCCAGAAAGUGUAUCUCCGUGAGCGGCCACACGACGUGCCGGAAGCCGCGAAGAUGUCGUGGUGGGCGCCUGUGGUCGUCGUCCACGAGGACUCGCUGGACCUUAAGAAUACCAACCCUGCUGCCUGGAUGAAGGACAGGAAGGAGUUGAAGAUUGCCGACAUGCCUGGGAAAGACAAGUUCAUUGUCGUUAACCCUGAAGAAAUCGCGCCUUACCCCGUAAAUUACGACCAAGACAACUGGAAUCUCCUCUCGAAAUUCCUGCAAAGCAAUAACAGACAGAAGAUGCCAGAACUAACCAGAGCGAAGCUUCUGCAUGACGCAUGGAACCUAGCAUAUGCCGGGGAACUGUCCUUCGCUACCGCUUUCAACAUGACUUUAUUCCUGAAGCAUGAAAGGCACCACUUAGUUUGGGACCCAGUAUUCACAAUGAUCGAUCAUAUCGGCAGACAUAUCUGUCAAUGUCUCCAAGGAAAGUUCCAGGCUUACGUCAGGAUUCUUCUUAGUCCGUUAUACGAGGAGUUAGCUAAAGACGAGAAAGAGGAGGAGGAGACUUGGCGCAAGAACCUCAGGUCUCUGACGAAGACAUUCCUGUGUCAAGCCGGAUACAAGCCCUGCAUCAGAGAGGCACAGGAGCAGUUUAACAAGUGGAUGCAGGCUAAGAACCCUGAUGAAGGCAAUCCCUUAUCAAACCAGUACAUAUGCCCAGUAUUCAAGUGGGGUACAAUGAAGGAAUGGGAGUUCGGUCUCCAGAGGGUCAUCAACUUCCCCUCAUCGAGGAAGCAAAGCGAGAGGACGUACCUCCUGAAGACCUUGGCAGGCUGCCCCGAGUCUGAAGUCAAGGUCAACAAACUGCUAAACAUCACGAUGUUGGAGGGCAACGGGAACUUCUCGGAGACUGACAUGUUCUUAAUAUUCAGUAUGCUGACAGGAUCCUCGUCAGGGUACACUACUCUGUUCAACUUUUUAAGCAAUAAUUGGGAAGUUUUGAAAGAGAGAUACUCAAGCAGAACAAACCUAUGGGACAACCUUAUCACAUCAGCGACUUCUGGUUUUACCACCGACGAGGGUCUUGAACUGGUCUCUCACCUCUACGUGACCCAUCAAGGAGAGUUCGGAUCGGCAGAGCAUAUCAUAGAAAAGUCCAUGAGGAACAUCAGAGAGGAGGCGAAGUGGUCGGCAGAGAACCUGCCUGUCAUCGACGCGUGGCUUGACCAGUAUUUAGCAAACACCAACAUAAAAGAUGAUAAAUUUAUUGAUAAUUAAUUAAAAUUUAUGUUU
Messenger RNA from Trichoplusia ni (cabbage looper), 2998 nucleotides. Its product is annotated as aminopeptidase N. The coding region runs from base 167 to 2983 and encodes 938 amino acids. Gene Ontology annotation, biological process: proteolysis; peptide catabolic process. Gene Ontology annotation, cellular component: cytoplasm. Gene Ontology annotation, molecular function: metalloaminopeptidase activity; zinc ion binding; peptide binding. NCBI's taxonomy places the organism in Eukaryota, Metazoa, Arthropoda, Insecta, Lepidoptera, Noctuidae. The transcript has 15 exons. The record is from RefSeq and is a predicted model, not a curated record.